Molecule: messenger RNA, 2698 nt
Organism: Anopheles coustani
Lineage: Eukaryota; Metazoa; Arthropoda; Insecta; Diptera; Culicidae
Product: DIS3-like exonuclease 2
Exons: 2
Coding region: 1-2556 (851 amino acids)
Biological process (GO): miRNA catabolic process; mRNA catabolic process
Cellular component (GO): P-body; exosome (RNase complex)
Molecular function (GO): 3'-5'-RNA exonuclease activity; RNA binding
Source: RefSeq, a predicted model, not a curated record
AUGAACACACCAGUUCUAUAUCAAACAAAAAUUAUCGAGUGGGACGGCGCGAUACCGAUCGGGUCAAACCUGAAGCCGGUUGGUACGGAAGUCAACCCAAAGAAGUAUAUUACCAAUAAUAAAAUUGCAACAUUUGAGCAACAGGUAAAUUAUGUGCUGAACACUGGCAAACUGGCCAGAAUAAUAUUUGCACGAAAUAUCACCAGGACAUUUAAUCCAGAGUUGACGCUGCCUUGUAUCAGAGAUGAAUCACACAAUAUCGUGCAAUCUAAGCUAGAGUCCUUUGUGGGUCAGAUAGUGGAGAAGAAGGUCGGUUAUCUGGUGGAACAACCACUGAGAAUAAAUGCAGAUAACAAUAUGAUGGCCUACGUCGAUGGUUUGAGCACUAAUGAAGAAUGCGUGUGUAUAAGCUCUAUUGUCCUGCGCCAAUACGCGUUGCACAGUGACCUGGUGAAAGUGUUUGUAAUGAAUAAACAAGUUAGCUACACGCCAAAAGCUACAUAUUCGGCUAAACAAAACGAUGGAAUCAAAGGAUGCUCUCAAGGAUUCGUGGUGACGAUUCUCGAGAAACGCCAUAAUCGCCAGUGCAUUGGAAAAUUUCUUCCACAUCAGGAGUCAAACUAUCGGGUAUUAGUUCCUGUAGAUAGGCGAAUUCCUCCACUGCAUGUUUUCAAGCAUAAUUUACCAGCAGAACUAAAUAAAAAGGGAUCAACGAGCGUCGCAACGAAUUUCUAUCUGGCGGAAAUCGUCGAAUGGCAGAACGAUAUACCAAUUGGAGCGAAUCUGAUAUCAAUUGAUAAGUAUGAUAUAGUUAAAAAUCAAAACGAACCCAUUUCGAUCAACAAGAAUCAGGAUGCAACUCGAUACGCAGAUCACAUUCUGGCGCAACUUCCUACACAACCGUACAGUAUUCCUCAGGAAGAAAUCGAUUUAAGGGAAGAUCUACGAAGAGAAUGUACAUUUACAAUAGAUUCUGCUAGUGCUCGUCACUUGGAUGAUGCCUUGAGCUGUAAAAUGUUGGAAAAUGGCAAUUGGGAAAUUGGUGUUCAUAUCUCCGACGUUACCUACUUCCUGCGCGAACAAUCAGAGCUGGAUGAGUUGGCCAAGCUUAGAGCGACUACAAGUUAUAUGGCUGAUAAUGUAUAUCGAAUGAUUCCGGAGCAGUUGCGUGAUGUAUGUUCACUUCUCCCUGGCCAAGAGAAGUUGACAUUUUCUGUGUUCUUCGAAAUACUCCGGGAUGGGACGGUAGUCAAUACGCGCUUUGCUCGAAGUGUGAUCAACUCAUGUGCAAAGCUCUCCUACGAAAAUGCACAAAUCGUGAUCAACAGCGCAAAGGGAGAAGGUUCCAGUGAGGAUGUAGUACAGCAAAUUUUCCAUGGAUAUACGGUUCAAUCGUUGAGUUUGAUCCUGUGCCAACUGCAUUCCAUAGCUGUAAAACUCCGCCAACGACGCAUCGAAGAAGGUUUUCUAGAGCUUGAUCAAUCGAGGCUUACAUUCUGGAUCGACACUGCCACUGGGUGUCCAAUCGAGUAUGACCAGCAUAAACUUAAAAAGGCAUUAGACGUUUUUGUGGCCCUGGCCAAUACUUCAGCUGCUCAGGCAAUUCAAGGUGCAUUAUCAGCGAAAACGCUAAUACGUUAUCCUCAACCGCCGUUUGAGAAGAUUGAAGAAUUUGUGAAAACAAUGGCGGGGCAUGGGUAUACGAUUUCAUUCGCUAGCUCGCGAACGGUUCGUGAAUCGAUGGAUGCGAUCAUCGCUGCAGCAGAACACCCGGAUGCCGCGAAGGCUGUGCUGAAUAAAUUGCUCUUGCAAUUCCAAAACUGCUGGAUGCCAAACUUGCCAUAUACAAGCUUUACUCGUCCCUUUCGUCACUAUACUGAUUGUAUGGUGCAUCGCGUUCUUGCUGCCGAGUUAGGUUUCGGGGAGGAGUCAAAAAGGACAUUGGAAGAAUUGCAGGAGAUUGGUAAAACGUGUAGCGUAAAAAGAUACGGAGCCAAGGUAGCAGGAGAUACCAGCUUUAUGUUUUGCUAUCGUCAAUGGUUGAAAACUGUUCAGACGCAUGAAACGAUGGCCGGAGUGGUUGGAUACGAUGCUGAACAUAUCGAGUUGAUUCUACUUGGUACUGGAAUAACGCUCAACAUAGUGACACAGACAACGUCGUCUAUUGCGAAGAUAGUUUUCAAUUCAUACAAACCGAUAGACGGUAUUCAGUGGAUUCCAGCGGAUUCUUCCAUGCCAGCAGUGACAUUGAAAAUCUUUUCCAAGAUUCAUGUAACCAUCACUUCGGUUGGAGAUCAUAUAAGCGUAUGUUCCAUUCUGCCCAUUGCUACCGAAACUACCUCCAGUGAAACGUGUGAAGAGAAUAUUCAAGAAAUCACCUGGCGUUCCAUACUUCCUAUAGCAGUUGAAACUGCUGCAUCGCGAAAAUCGUACGAAGAUUAUCAAAAAAAGAAAAAAUAUUCAUUCAUGGACCAUAAGAUGUUCCUUCCUGCAGUAUCUUUUAUAGGCACUGCUAUGGCUAUAGGAUCUUUAAUUUUUUUGAAAAAGAAAAUGUAAAUUUAAAUCAUGAGCGCCGUAAUUGAAUAUUCAAUAACAUAUGUUACUGUAACGGCUCCUGCAUUUUUUUAAACAUGAUGUAGCUAACGAGGAGAAUGUUUUAUUAUGUAAGUUGCCAGAGAAUAAACUUUUUUCCUUUUCC